AUGUCUCGAAAGUCUGCCAACCCGGACUUGGUUCUUCCCCGACUGGACGAGGAUGCCCUGGAGCGGAAGCGCGUCCUCAACAUCCUAGCCCAAAGAAGAUAUCGCAAAAGGAAAAGGGAGCGGAUCCAAGCUCUGGAAUCGCGUGGUGCAAAUCAUACAGAGGCCCCUCAGGUCGUACCGUCGGCUCCAGCCACGGCCCAGCGUGAACCUCAGGCGCGACACGCCCAGGUUGUCCCAGCUGAUUCCAUGGAAAUUGAACUUGGAUUGGCCUCUGUUAUUCAGUCGGCGGAUGAAGCAAUACAAGUAAACAAUCAGAAUCCCGCAAUCAUCCCAGUUUUUCCUCAGACACCCUCGUCCGAUCUCACAGCGAUGAAUCCAAUAUACUCUAAAACGCUAUUGGAUGACCUUCCUUUUGAAGAUUCAAUAUACCGAUAUACGCCAGCACUAGAAUGGGAAAAUCAAGAAUACCAAGACGCGAUGACGAGCGAACCCAAAACCCAGUUCCUAGGCAGUCUUCCCAACAACUUAGACUCCAAUUUCGACAUAUCUACAGAACUGCAAAACUACGACGCGUCCUUCUUCAACUUCCCCGAUGAUCGCAUGCUAGAAGUCCCCUCCUUGACUCUACUCAAUGCCGCAAUGAAAGUCGCACAGCGACUAAAUGUCACGGAGCUCAUAUGGGACAUGACAGCUACCAGCCCAUUUUUCCAACGGAAUGUUUCUCAACUAUCUAGCACAUCGCUACCAUCCUUGGAUAGCCUGGGAUCGUCACCAGAAAAGUCCUCAGCAAGUUCUGCCCAAAUGACGGAUCUGCCGGAAUUUGAUGAGCUACCAUCCCAUCUUCAACCAACACCUACCCAGCGCCUUAUCCCGCACCAUCCAAUCCUAGACCUCCUACCCUGGCCUGGCGCGCGGGAUAAGUUGAUUCAAGUGUUUAAUCUUCCUAUCGACAUGCGUCCAAAAAGCGCACAGGAUCAGUUAGGUCUCGUGAGGCUGGUAUAUGAUAUGGAGGAUCCUGGUGGCGAGGGUGUCAAUAUUCGGGGACAGGAUCCGUUUUCACCAGUCGAGUGGGAAAUUGGUCAGUUGAUGUUUGAGAGAUGGUGGUGGGCAUUCGAGAGCAGUGUUGUCGAGAGUAGUAAUUACCUUAGGAGGAAAAGAGGAGAGAGGGCUUUGGCUUUCUAA
This is a messenger RNA of Penicillium canescens, 1182 nucleotides long. RefSeq lists its product as uncharacterized. Lineage: Eukaryota; Fungi; Ascomycota; Eurotiomycetes; Eurotiales; Aspergillaceae. The record is from RefSeq and is a predicted model, not a curated record. The transcript has 2 exons. The coding region runs from base 1 to 1182 and encodes 393 amino acids.